Trichomycterus rosablanca is the source of this 3435-nucleotide messenger RNA. RefSeq names its product polypyrimidine tract binding protein 1b (gene ptbp1b). The transcript has 16 exons. Gene Ontology annotation, molecular function: mRNA binding. Gene Ontology annotation, cellular component: nucleus. Lineage: Eukaryota; Metazoa; Chordata; Actinopteri; Siluriformes; Trichomycteridae. The record is from RefSeq and is a predicted model, not a curated record. Gene Ontology annotation, biological process: regulation of cell differentiation; regulation of RNA splicing; mRNA processing. Bases 91 to 1788 code for a protein of 565 amino acids.
CCUCACCGCGCUCCGCCAUUUUGUCGCGCUAGAAGAAAACUCCGCCGAGCCACAAAGUUCCUGGUUAGACCUCAAGUUCCUCUUUGUGCAAUGGACGGCCGCCUAGAGACUGACUUGUAUCCUAUGGGAUCGAGUUACGCAGAAUUAGACGUUGUCCAUGAUAUUGCAGUUGGCACUAAGAGAGGAUCAGACGAACUUUUCUCCUGUGUUUCCAACGGACCAUAUAUAAUGAGUUCAGCAGCAAAUGGCAAUGACAACAAGAAGUUUAAGGGGGACAUCAGAAGUCCGGGUGUUCCAUCCCGUGUCAUACAUGUACGCAAGCUUCCCAGCGACAUCAACGAGGCCGAGGUCAUCUCUUUAGGCCUCCCUUUUGGCAAAGUAACCAACCUGCUCAUGUUGAAAGGAAAGAACCAGGCUUUCCUUGAGAUGAACACUGAGGAGGCAGCCCAGACUAUGGUCAGCUAUUAUUCUUCAGUCACAGCAGUCAUCAGGAAUCAUCCCAUCUUUAUGCAGUACUCUAACCACAAGGAGCUGAAAACAGACAAUUCACCCAACCAAGUGAGAGCACAGGCAGCGCUGCAAGCUGUCAAUGCAGUCCAGACAGGCAGCUUGUCCUUGGCGGCUGUGGAUGCGGCCAGCAUGGGUGGACCCAGUCCCGUCCUCAGAGUUGUAGUGGAGAACCUCUUCUAUCCCGUAACUUUGGAUGUGCUGCAUCAGAUCUUUUCCAAGUUUGGCACCGUGUUGAAAGUGAUCACCUUCACCAAGAACAAUCAGUUUCAAGCUCUUCUGCAGUUUGCUGACGGGCUUACUGCUCAGCAUUCAAAGCUGGCUUUGGAUGGACAAAACAUCUACAAUGCAUGUUGCACACUGCGUAUUAGCUUUUCCAAGCUUACAAGUUUAAACGUUAAAUACAACAACGACAAGAGUCGAGACUACACACGGCCUGACCUGCCAACAGGAGACGGCCAUCCUACUCUUGACCACCAUGCCAUGGCAGCUGCUGCUUUCGCCACUCCCGGGAUCAUUUCUGCUUCUCCGUAUGCUGGGGCCCACGCCUUCCCCCCAGCCUUUGCCAUUCAGCAGGCUGCAGGCCUUGCUUUGCCUGGUGUUCAUGGACCUUUGGCCUCUCUGACCAUCCCUACUGCUGCGGCGGUGGCAGCAGCCAGCAGACUGGGCUUUCCUACUCUUUCUACUGGCCACUGUGUUAUGCUGGUCAGCAACCUGAACCCUGAGAGAGUUACGCCCCAAUGCCUCUUUAUUCUUUUCGGUGUUUACGGUGAUGUGAUGAGAGUAAAAAUUAUGUUUAACAAAAAGGAGAAUGCCCUCAUCCAAAUGUCUGAUAGCACUCAGGCUCAGCUAGCUAUGAGCCAUCUGAAUGGACAGAAGUUGUAUGGCAGACCACUGCGGGUCACUUUGUCCAAGCACACAACUGUUCAGCUGCCACGGGAGGGGCACGAGGACCAGGGCCUCACGAAAGAUUACAGCAACUCUCCACUUCAUCGCUUUAAGAAGCCUGGCUCCAAAAACUACUCCAACAUCUUCCCUCCUUCCUCAACGCUGCACCUCUCCAACAUCCCACCCUCCGUGGCUGAAGACGAUCUUAAGGUGCUUUUCGCCAGCUCUGGUGCCGUGGUGAAGAACUUCAAGUUCUUUCAGAAAGACCGCAAGAUGGCUCUGAUUCAAAUGGGUUCAGUGGAAGAAGCCAUUGAAUCACUCAUCGAGUUCCACAACCACGACCUUGGCGAGAACCACCACCUCAGAGUGUCCUUCUCUAAAUCGACCAUUUAAAGAGGACGGACUGCUGGCGUCAACUUAAAACAUGAACAGUGAAAAAGUUGAGGUGGCUUCUUAGAAGCUUCAACUACAAAACUCACUUCCAUCAUUCCACUGUUUUAUUUAAAAUAUAUGUAGUGGCUCAUGUAUAUGAUUUGUACUUUUUAAAAAACAAAAUGUUUAUGGAUGACGGUUUAUUCGGUCACGCCUCGUAAUGAGCCUUUUUUUCUUUUUUCCAGUUCCACCACAAUGUUGUUUGCAUUGGUGAACUUAGCCUUGAAAGUACUGCACUGUUUUUUUUUGUUUGUUUGUUUUUUUUCUUAUUUUUUCAGAAGUACUUCUUGUGCCUUAUAUUCCUAUCUUUUUCUCAGCUCUUUCAGAGACCAUAAACAGUGAGGUCUGAUGUAUAGUGUGAAACCAAUGUUUAAAAAAGAUCCUAUAGUUUACGAUCUUUAUAGCCUUGUUUAAUUAAACCUUAGGAUGUGUUUUGUUAGACGGCUUUUGAUAAAUCAAUGACAUGCCUUAAGAUGUUGGCCAGUUUUUUUUUUUGCUUAUUACAUUCCUAUAUUUGUUCGAGUCUUACCACACACACUGUAUCUAUAGACGGACUGUUUACAUUCCUUUUUUUAUUUAAUGCAAUACAUUUGUGUACAAAUCACAUAUUUACUAUCUGUGUUUUGAUACUGUUGGCCAUUGCAUGUUGGCAUCUGGUCAGUGUCUCUCACUUCUGUUUCUUUAUAAUCAUUUCUAUACUUUUCAUAGACCUUUUAAGUAUUGCCUUUAUGUAUUCAUGUUUUAUAUUGUCAUACUUGAUAUAUUUGACUUCUUCUUAAACUGUUUUUGUAUGUACACUACAGCUCAAAACCAAAGCCUCUAUACAGCUUACGCUUGUGAGGAGACCUGUACUUCUCACAUUUAGAAUCGGCCAGGUAGAAAUCUAGAAGUGUUAAUGUGGCCUUUGUAAAGAGAAAAGAAUAUGUUUAAUUUGUCAUUUGGAAACAUUUAAUGUAGUGUCUGUCUUCUGCAGUCAUAUGAUUUAGUGUUUCCAGUAAAAUAGGUUGUUUUUUUCCCUUGACGAUCAUUUUAUUAGUACAGACAAGUUUUUAUCCUAACCACAUAUUAGAUUUUUUUUUAUUAUAGGCCUAUUUUAUUCCUGGGUGUAUAGACAGUAUAUACAUGUAUUUUUAGUAUGAAGUAAGAUGAUAUAGUCUUUCUUCAAGGAGGCAGACUGUUGUCUGUGUGUUAAAGCCGUCUUAUGAAAUGUCUUUAAGAAAGAAUGUGUUCCAGAGAACAAUCUCUAUUAAUCAAAUCAUUUUUUAAGAGAUUUUUUACAAAAUAUUCUUAAAUGCUGUGUGAGACCGUAAGGCUGUUCAUCCACUUCACCUGCCUAAAAUAAUUUAGUGCUUAUUUUUUCUAAAAACCUUAGAUAAGGUGUAAAUAUUUUUAUACCACUGUUCAAAAGCAAUAGGUUUUUUUCUAUCUAACUGCAAAUGUAUAUUUUGAUUAGUCUUGGACCACCAGCGUGCAAAAAAAAAAAAAAAAAAAAAGCUGAUUUAUGAGUCAAUUUACAAUCUUUUUCAAAUCAUAUGUUUCUUAACAUUCCUGUAUUUGGAAGGUGUACUUCUUUUUUAAUGGUCACAUUAAACGUUUGUUUACCCUGAA